AUGGAUGCAGAAAAUUCAAAGGGCCACCGCGUAAGUGCGCAAAAUCUCCACUAUCCGAGCACGGUCGUGUGUGUUAGGAGGUUCAGUCGUGUUCGGCCAACCGAGCAGAGUAAAUUGGACUACAAUAGCCGAAUCUCGUUUUCGCAAGGGCAAAAGGGUAAAAUGUCCCGUUACUUCACGUUGGAGUCGAUGUUUGUGCUCGUCUGCCUGACGGCGUCGCUGCUGAUACUGCCGCUGGUGCUGCCGCCACUGCCGCCGCCGCCUUUCAUGCUGCUUUUGGUGCCCAUUUGUAUAUUGGCAGUGCUGAUGAUGUUGGCUUUGAGGCCGGCUAAUGCAAGGGACGCGGCUUGCGCGGCCUAUGUGUAA
Molecule: messenger RNA, 366 nt
Organism: Striga hermonthica
Lineage: Eukaryota; Viridiplantae; Streptophyta; Magnoliopsida; Lamiales; Orobanchaceae
Source: the annotation of a GenBank genome assembly